GAUAUUAAGAUUAGGCGUUUUUUUGUGUUCACCCACCAUAACUAAUUUUGGAUAAUAAAAAAGGCAGAGGAAGACCCCCUUUUCAGGCAAGGCUUUCAAGUUAGAAUUAGCCAACCACAAAGGGGAAAGACUGCCUAGUGCAUUCCAACACAGAAUAGAAAUGGCAUUUCUAUUCUGUUAUUCCAGCCUUUAAAUUAUGAUGAAAGUGGAUUAAAAAGAUUUGAUUUGCAUGACUGCAGUGUAGCCUGCCCGCAGACUCUUGAAUUGCAAAUGUUUAGCCAACAACAAUAUUUAAAUAACAUUUGCAAUUCAAUUCAAGAGUCUGCAGGCAGGCUACUGCAGUGAAGACAUACAGAUAGGCACAGGAGGUAGAAGAAAAUGGCGAGCAGCUCCUUUGAUAUCAAUCAGUGGCUGGAGAAAAUUGGUUUUGGACGAUUCCAUGUCCUUGCAUUACUUGUUAUUGGCCUCCGACCAUUUUCAUUUGCUUCGUCGUCAGGUUUCUUGAUAAUACUAGAACCAUAUCUUCGAUGUCAGUGGAAUUUGAGAUACUUUACUGCAGCCUGGCUUGCCCUUCCCGAAGCAAUCACAAACAUUGCCGGCUCGAUCAUUCUUGGUAAAUUGUCAGACAGGUACGGAAGAAGAAAGAUAAUGUUACUGGCCUUUACUUUCAAUUCUUAUUUAACAUUACUUUAUUUGUUGUCUUCAAACAUGCUGCUGAUGUCCGCGAUUCGAGCAAUCAUUGGAUUGGUGUCUUCAAAUGUAGUGAUUGCGUUCACCUACAUAAUGGAAAUUCUGCCUGUUUCAAAACGCAAGUACAUGUCUUUAUUUGAAUUCGCAUUUUGUGCUGGAAGUGGAUAUAGUAUUCUAGUCAGCAUGGUUUCGUUGGAGAACUUAACAUGGCAAUGGUUUGGUGUCUUUGCAGAGACUAUUCCCAUUGCGUUAGCGGCUUUCGCAGUGGGUUUCUUGCCUGAAUCCCCGAGAUAUUUAUUGUCUGUAGGAAAAGACGAUGAAGCAAAAGACACUCUGCAAAGGAUUGCAAAAAUAAAUGUCAUAAAUGAUGGGUAUAAACCGUUGCUACAGAAAGAUUCUGGUGAAAUCAACACAGAAGUGCCUGACCAUGAGGAUAGCAAUCAGCAAAAAAAUCUCUCAAAUAUUGAAAUUGUGAAAAGGAUAGCUUUGGUUUCGUUUUUACAGUUUUAUGGAAAUUUGCUUGCUGGGACAAUGCGAUUUGGAUCCAUGCAGUUUGGUGAGAAUUCUGAUCUUUCAGGAUGCGGAAUGUGCUCUAAGGGCCUGGCAUACAAAUAUCGAUGGGCAAUGGUUUUUGCAGCGCUUUGUUCCUCGUUUCCUACAUAUUGGCUUUUGAACAAAGUUACAAGAAAAAUGUCAUUCAUCAUGUAUUUCAUAUACAUUGCAGGUAGCCUGAUACCUUUUUACUGGAAUAUCCGUGGAUGGCCUCUUGUCUUUGCGACCGUCCUUUUCUCUAUAUCUUUUUGUAGUAUGAACAUCGUUGUCUUUGUUUACCGGGCAGAACUCUUACCAACAUCGAUAAGGGCGUUUGGAUGCGGGAUUUCGGAGGCCUGCGGUCAGAUUGGUUUGGUGUUUGGACAGUUUAUAGCAGUUUAUGUAUAUCACAAAAGUGUCUAUCUGUCAUUUGGCAUUUUGCAUUGCUUCACUGCAAUUGCUUUUCUGGCAGCCAUCACUGUUAUUAUAGAGACGAAACACGAUCAGCUAAAAUGACCCAAGUUGUAGCGUUAUCAUAAACAAGAACCGAGUAGUCAGGACUUGAUCUGUUUAGAUUAAAAUUACUUUUAAGUUGG
Rhopilema esculentum is the source of this 1817-nucleotide messenger RNA. RefSeq names its product putative transporter SVOPL. Gene Ontology annotation, molecular function: transmembrane transporter activity. Gene Ontology annotation, cellular component: membrane. Gene Ontology annotation, biological process: transmembrane transport. The record is from RefSeq and is a predicted model, not a curated record. NCBI's taxonomy places the organism in Eukaryota, Metazoa, Cnidaria, Scyphozoa, Rhizostomeae, Rhizostomatidae.